CAGAGAGAGGGAAUUUUGUGUUGCGUGAUCACGCACGAUGUGCAAGAUCCUCUGAUAUUUCCCCCUAAAAUGGAUACAAGUCGACGUGAAACGAUACCAAAAUGAAGUGUAAUAUCAUAAAAGUGUGUGUGUGUUACUUUGCCUAUGGAUUACUUUUAGUAGUGGCUAAAGAAGAUGCGGUCGUGUCGGCGAAGGAGCUGAUCAGCAGCGUGAAGGAGAACCAGGAGCUGCUGCAGAGCAUCCCCGCUGAGUACGAGAUCGUCUACCCGGUGCAGGUGCACCACGACCACGGCCGCCGCAACAACGUGUCAACCAUCGACGAGGUGCUCAGUAACACGACACGGCAUUUUGAACACACGACGUUUAGAUUCAAGGCGUUUGGGGAGAAGUUCCACCUGAAACUGGAUCUAAAUAUUUUUCUGCUAUCGGGAGGUGUCAUCCAGAAGUACUUCACACCGAAUGAUACAUCUACAACCAUAGCGCCUGUGGAGCACUGCUACUACCAGGGCACCGUGAGAGGUCAUCCAGGGUCAGUGGUAGCUGUGCGGACAUGCAGCGGGGUCAGUGGGGUCAUCCACAUUGCCAACAAGACCUACGUUAUCCAGCCAGUGCUUGGUGGUGAUCUAGGGAAACGAUAUCCACACAUCUUUUAUGAGUCAUCAAAGCAAGACCAUCGGCUUUGUGGUAACACGGGCAGGCAUGAGUGGGGGUUCUCUGCUGGACAGAGGAGUGAUCUUCAUCCAGAGAGCAGUACCGAUGCAAUGCGAAAUGAGAAGUUCUUGGAGUUAGCCAUGGUUGUUGACAGCGCCAUCUAUGAACAGCACAACGCGAGUGUGUCGGACACAGUCGGCUAUGCUCUGCAGGUUGCCAACAUUGCAGACAUGUACUUUCGCCUGCUCAGCACCAAGCUGGUGGUCGUCUACGUCGAGGUGUGGGGCAUCGAGGAGCGCAUGGACGCGAGCACCGACGUGCGACAGACCCUGCUCAACUUCAUGGACUACAGCCAGUCGGCGCUGUUCCGCGUCGCCUAUGACUCCGCCCAGCUGCUGACUGGCACCAAGUUCAAGAACAGGGAGGUGGGGCUGGCUCUGCCGGACAGCAUGUGCACUCGUAGAGCGGUGGGAGUCAACCAGGAGACAAACCCUGUCGAGCCUCAGCAGCUGGCCAGCACUCUCGCUCACAUCAUCGGCCACAACCUCGGCAUGACGCACGACGACGACGGCAGGAGUUGUCGAUGCAAGGACGUGUUCGGUUGCAUGAUGACGCAGAAUAUAGUCGGCAAGGAGGGCUUCCACCCGCUGCACUUUUCGUCGUGCAGCCGCAGCGACUACCAGCGCUUCCUGCAGACGGGUGCGGGAAGCUGCCUGCUCAACCGACCGCGUACGAUCGUCGAGGCCGGCCGCGAUCACGGCACGUGCGGCAACGGCAUCCUCGAGCCGGGAGAGCAGUGCGACUGCGGCGCGAACCAGCUGGAAUGUGAGAAGAAGGAUCCAUGUUGUGAUGUGUAUACGUGCAAGUUACUACCUGAGGCACAGUGCUCUACUGGGCCCUGUUGCCACCAGUGCAAGCUGAAGCCUCGUGGGAGCGCGUGCAGAGAGGCGAGGAGUGAGUGCGACAUAGAGGAGCAGUGUGACGGCGCGGCGGGCCGAUGUCCCAUGGACUUGUACGUGCAGGACGGCCAGCCGUGCAACCUCGGACGCAACUACUGCCACCGCGGGCUGUGUCCAUCCCUGACCGCGCAGUGUCGGUCAGUCUGGGGCAAACAGUCGAUGGUGGGAGACCAGCAGUGCUACAAUAGAUUCAACCUGCAGGGCAGUGAGAUUGGUAACUGUGGCACCAACAAGCAGCAGCCUGUCAGUUGUGAUAAACAGCACGUGUUCUGUGGAUUGCUACAGUGUCAGCAUGGAUCAAGCACGCCUCUUAUCCCGGGCCUGAAACACACCUUCUCGAAAACGACCAUGUCUGUCGGUGGCCGUGAGUUUGAGUGCAAAACUGCCAGUGGCAAAGACCCUUCAGGAACCAGACACACCGGAUUGGUAAUGGAUGGAACCAAGUGUGCACCUGGAAUGAUGUGCAGCGAGCAGCAUUGCGUGAGCGUGAGCUCGGUUGUGACGGAAGACUGUCCAAAGAACAACCAUGGCCAGACUUGCUCAGACCAUGGGCUCUGCACCAACAGGGGACAGUGUCACUGCGCUGACAUGUGGAUGGGCUUCGACUGCAGCAUCAAGAUCAACGUAACCACGACGACAAGCACAACAGCGCGUCCAUUCCUCUUUGGCAUCGACGACUUUGCAUCGUACGGGGAGGAUGGCGGAAGAAGGCUUAUCCGGAAAGGGUGGGACAGUGACAAGGAAACCGUGGCGACUCAAGAUUUAUCGAACUCAGCGGUGACACGCGAACUGAUGUUUAUUAUUCUUGGAGCCGUGGUUGGAGCCGUGCUCGUGGCAUUCGCCAUCUUUGCUCUGUGCUACAGGAGCAGAAGCAGCAUAACAUCAGGAUACAGCUACAUAACUGACCAUGAUGUAGAACAAACAAUAGUAAAUCUGGAAUCGGUAUCUUCUGUUUUUCAGCUGGAAUGUGAGAAGAAGGAUCCAUGUUGUGAUGUGUAUACGUGCAAGUUACUACCUGAGGCACAGUGCUCUACUGGGCCCUGUUGCCACCAGUGCAAGCUGAAGCCUCGUGGGAGCGCGUGCAGAGAGGCGAGGAGUGAGUGCGACAUAGAGGAGCAGUGUGACGGCGCGGCGGGCCGAUGUCCCAUGGACUUGUACGUGCAGGACGGCCAGCCGUGCAACCUCGGACGCAACUACUGCCACCGCGGGCUGUGUCCAUCCCUGACCGCGCAGUGUCGGUCAGUCUGGGGCAAACAGUCGAUGGUGGGAGACCAGCAGUGCUACAAUAGAUUCAACCUGCAGGGCAGUGAGAUUGGUAACUGUGGCACCAACAAGCAGCAGCCUGUCAGUUGUGAUAAACAGCACGUGUUCUGUGGAUUGCUGCAGUGUCAGCAUGGAUCAAGCACGCCACUUAUCCCGGGCCUGAAACACACCUUCUCGAAAACGACCAUGUCUGUCGGUGGCCGUGAGUUUGAGUGCAAAACUGCCAGUGGCAAAGACCCUUCAGGAACCAGACACACCGGAUUGGUAAUGGAUGGAACCAAGUGUGCACCUGGAAUGAUGUGCAGCGAGCAGCAUUGCGUGAGCGUGAGCUCGGUUGUGACGGAAGACUGUCCAAAGAACAACCAUGGCCAGACUUGCUCAGACCAUGGGCUCUGCACCAACAGGGGACAGUGUCACUGCGCUGACAUGUGGAUGGGCUUCGACUGCAGCAUCAAGAUCAACGUAACCACGACGACAAGCACAACAGCGCGUCCAUUCCUCUUUGGCAUCGACGACUUUGCAUCGUACGGGGAGGAUGGCGGAAGAAGGCUCAUCCGGAAAGGGUGGGACAGUGACAAGGAAACCGUGGCGACUCAAGAUUUGUCGAACUCAGCGGUGACACGCGAACUGAUGUUUAUUAUUCUUGGAGCCGUGGUUGGAGCCGUGCUCGUGGCAUUCGCCAUCUUUGCUCUGUGCUACAGGAGAAGAAGCAACAUAACGCCGUGGAACAAGAAGAAGCUGCCGAUGAAGACGAAGCCAUUGAGUGACUGCGACUCAGAGUCGCUCGCUAACAGAAUCAUCACGUUCGGCAGCAUGCCGUCCUACAGAGAGAGCAAGAUCCUCGAAAACCGCAAGAAGAAGGGCAAGGGGAAGGGCAAGACGUCGGCGGGGGAGGGCGGCGGCGGCGGCGAAGAGGACGCGUCCGUGAUGAGGCUGCGGGAGAACAUCGUCAGCGACCUGUGCCGCAUCCCGGAGAAGGGCAUCCUCAAGAAGGCGACGCUCGAGCGGCAGCAGCAGCAGCAGCAGCAGGAGGACGGCUCCCUGCGCUCGCUCGCCUCACAGCGGUCUCAGGCGUCUCAGGCCGGCUCGCUCGCGUCUCAGCAGUCUCAGUCGCAGCACGGGUCGCUCGGCUCGCAGCGCUCCCAGCGUUCCAACGCCUCGCACCGCUCGCAGGGGUCCGCCGCGUCGCAGGGGUCGCCCUGCAGGUUGCAGGGAUCACAGGGGUCACCGUACAGGUCACAGGGGUCGCAGGGGUCGCCGUAUCGCACGCCGGGGACUGCCGCCAGCACGAGGGGCACGAUGGAGAGGCAUCCGGACGAGUAUCUCGAUCGAGAGAGUCAGAGCUCCAGCGACAUAGGUGAUGACGAGUCCCCGACGCACGAGCAGGAGCACUACCAGGAGUCGGCCGACGCCGAGAACACGGGCGACGACUCCGUGGCUGAGUGCCGGUCGCCCGAGCGGCGCCCCCUGGUGGCCGGCUUCGAGGACGACGUCAAGAAGAUGUUCCUCAACGACGACUACUACAGCGACUGCACGGAGGAUUUCGGAUCGCCCGACGCGCUGCCGCCGCCGCCGUUCGAUGCGAACCGAAACGGCAGCCCGCCGCCUUCCUUCUCCUCUGUGCAGCGGAAGGAGGACGCUGUCGUGGAGGAGGGUGGCGGGAGUCCCGCGCGCUCGCCGCGACACAAGGAGAACAAUCUGUGCAGCGGUGGUGGCUACGGCGGUGGAGUCUACGGCGGCGGCGGCGGCGGCGGCGGCGGGGACAUGGAGAGCUCGUGUCUCAUGCCGGAGCCGAUGAAGCUGCAGAACAUCGACGACAUCCUCCAGCAGAUCCAGCGGCACUCGUCGACGCUGUCGCCGCUCAGCUCACGCUCCGAGGACGGCGGCGGCGGCGGCGGCAAUGCGCCGAGCGAGGCCGACACGGAGCGCACGCUCUACCGCUCGCGCCCGCCCAACGCGCAGCUCGACCUCAAGAAGUUCGCCACGCUCGUGACGAACGACGACGAGGACGACGACUCGGCCGUCGCCAUGAGCCACGACGACAUGGACGACGGCGCUGCUGCUGCCGUCGCCGUGGCGACCGACAGCGGCGCCGCGGCGCGGGGCGAGAAGCGGUACCCGCGGUUCGGACGCUACGGCGAGCCGCCGACGCCGCCGCGGCGGAGGUCGUCGCCGACGGCAACCGGGGAUGCAGACGCGGUGGCCGGCGGUCACUUCAUCUAUGAUCCGGCGACGGGGAACUAUUUCAUGUGGCAGGACGACGUCCCGGAGAAGGUUCGCAACUCGACGGCCGGCGGCGGGGACUUCGUGUGGAACCUCAACUACCCGCAGAAUCAGAAGCCGUCGAGUCAGAAGGACAAGGAGAGCGUGAACACUCCAUCGCCCAGCGACAACGAGCACGUGACGCACAUGGGCUAG
This is a messenger RNA of Priapulus caudatus, 5291 nucleotides long. RefSeq lists its product as uncharacterized. The record is from RefSeq and is a predicted model, not a curated record. The transcript is spliced from 32 exons. Gene Ontology annotation, molecular function: metalloendopeptidase activity. Gene Ontology annotation, biological process: membrane protein ectodomain proteolysis. Bases 102 to 5291 code for a protein of 1729 amino acids. Lineage: Eukaryota; Metazoa; Priapulida; Priapulimorpha; Priapulimorphida; Priapulidae.